Messenger RNA from Cydia pomonella (codling moth), 1133 nucleotides. RefSeq lists its product as uncharacterized. The transcript has 6 exons. NCBI's taxonomy places the organism in Eukaryota, Metazoa, Arthropoda, Insecta, Lepidoptera, Tortricidae. The record is from RefSeq and is a predicted model, not a curated record. The coding region runs from base 410 to 1009 and encodes 199 amino acids.
UUAAUGAACACAGAUAUCUGUUUUCUAUGUAUUGAAACAGUUAUUCUUAAUAUGAGUUUAUACAUUUGUUACUAAACGCAUCGGACGAUAGAUAUUUGUAAUGUCAUUGUUAAGUCUUAGUUUUGAAUGGUUUGGUGGAUUUAAAUAUAAUGUCCGUGUUGCAACAACGCUAUUAAUUACAUUUUACGAAAAGUAAACUAUGCCAUUUAGUUUCCUUAAAUGUACUUAGCCCAGUGAAUGGAAAUAAAACAUGGUAGAUAGUAUUCUGACCGCUCAAUUAUAGCCCAACGUAAACUACCCUAAGGUGGGCAGAGCUUACAAACGACUGGAUUGGCAACUUCAGUUCGACCGAUAUGACAGUCAGUGAUAGAUGGCUAAAUCUGUUUAUAAAACAACGUUAUAAAUAAAAAUGUCUUCAUAUGUCGUGAAGUGGUGCAGAAGUUAUUCUGAUCAUUCCAAGGAUAGUAGGAUCACAUUUCACGUAAAAAGGGUCGGUUCGAGUAGCAGAUCAAAGAUGACGAUAGGUAAACGAGCGGUCACCGUGCUGGCAGCAAUCAUCAUCAUCGCUGUUGCGGUGCCUUGCUUCACUGCACAGCCACCAUCUGCCGAUGAAUCCAUUGCAAAGGACCGCGCUAUUCGACAAACUGUGCAAGCGCGAAAACGCAUCGCACAGACACCCAAAUGGGGCUUCUUCGGAACGAUUUUCCAUCUGAUUUUGGAGCAAGUCAACGACACAAAAAGCGCAUACAGUCAAAUAUCGGAUUUGGUGAAUGGGCAGUUUACGGACGAUCAGCCAGGAGUAACGGCAGCGCCGGACCCCGCCGACAAUGGAACUACACCAACGCCUAAAAUCUCUAGAGCCGAGUUCCUCAAAAUACUUGAACGUAAUUUGAAAGGCUUACAACGUCUUCGCCAGCUGGAGUGGAGGGAAGCUAAAAAGGAUUCGAUGGCAAAUAUGCAGAGGUACAAAGAAGAAAUAUUUGGCGGGAAAAAACCAAGGACGAGAUGAUAAUUACCUACCCUCUAAUAUGCAAUCAAGUCAUAGGUUUAAUUUAUUCUGAAUUAUUUUUAUCGUCAUCCAUAAGGUAAUGUUAUUUUAUUUUACGGUGUUGUAAAUAUAUUGUAAACCCUAA